Solea solea (common sole) is the source of this 2585-nucleotide messenger RNA. RefSeq names its product zinc finger protein Aiolos-like. The transcript has 11 exons. The record is from RefSeq and is a predicted model, not a curated record. NCBI's taxonomy places the organism in Eukaryota, Metazoa, Chordata, Actinopteri, Pleuronectiformes, Soleidae. Gene Ontology annotation, molecular function: DNA-binding transcription factor activity; RNA polymerase II cis-regulatory region sequence-specific DNA binding. Bases 481 to 2052 code for a protein of 523 amino acids. Gene Ontology annotation, biological process: regulation of transcription by RNA polymerase II.
CUUCCAGAACUGCACCCCCACCCUCUCCUCAUCUCAACUGUGCCUCCUUAUGCCUCGAUGCUGAUGCUUAUCGCCCUCAACUGCCACUGCUGCAGCCUCCAUCCUCCUCAGGGACAACCAGAGAAAAUAGAGGCAGUGACCAGAAAUCUGAGCCAACGGGGCCGAGAGUGGAGUCCCUAAGAAAGCGCGGGCAGGACUACUCACCCGGUGCAGCUGGACACCUGUGAUGGAGGACAUCUGGAGGCUGGUGGCUGGUUGCCAUAGGCGGGCUGUGGGCAGCAGCUGGGCCUUACAGGGCUGUGCACCACUCAGCAGGUUCCUGUUUCUUUAAGGGAUCGCUCCAAAAUUCACCGCCGUGACGUCGCAUAUUCCAUAUUCAGAGAAAGUCCCGUGGCGGCGUGUGGUGUGGGAUCUCCUGCUGCCAGAGCGCUUUUCUCCUGCAGGUGCUGAGCAAACAAAAAGAGCAGAGCUGCUUUCAUCAUGGACACGGACAAACAUCCAGAGGACGAUGGCACGGACGUUUGCAGUGAUGCUGCAGAUAUGAAGACACAGGAGGAAGAAGAAGAAGAGAACGCACUACAGUUAACUGCAGGUGUGAUAAAGACUGAGGCAGAGGAAAUGGAAGAUACCGAGCCGUAUCUCAAGGCUGAAAAAGAAAGCGAAAUUGUCCCAAAAGAAGAAGCAGAGGGAGUCAGCGAGGACGGGAUGGAGGAAGGGUUCGAUGAGGAGAGGACGGAGGAGGAUGACGAUGAGGAGAGGGAUGGGGAAGGGGACGAAGAGGGAGAUACCCUGAAUGAGCCACAGGACCUGUCUCUCGUGGACUACUCUCGGUACGACAGUGUGGCGCUGCCAGACGCCCACACUGCAGCAGAGGCAGCAGAGGCAGCAGAGGCAGCAGAGGGGACGUACGCGUCUGAAGCCGCGGGGCCCCGCAUUCAGGCUCCAGGCAAACUCAGCUGUGACAUCUGUGGCCUGUCCUGCGUCAGCAUCAACGUGCUGCUCGUGCACAAGCGCAGCCACACGGGCGAGAGGCCGUUCCACUGCUCUCAGUGCGGGGCCUCCUUCACCCAGAAGGGAAACCUGCUUCGCCACAUCAAACUCCACUCUGGGGAGAAGCCUUUCAAAUGCCCCAUGUGCAGCUACGCCUGCCGCCGCCGUGACGCUCUGAGCGGGCACCUGCGCACCCAUUCUGUGGAGAAGCCCUUCAAGUGCACACACUGCAGCCGCAGCUACAAGCAGCGGAGCUCCCUCGAAGAGCACAGAGAACGGUGUCAUGUGUACAUUCAGAACAAAGAGGACGGCCACGCACCCAGGACUCAGAUGGGCACUGAACGUGCACUGCUGCUUGACCGGCUCGCCAGCAACGUGGCCAAGCGGAAGAGCUCCAUGCCUCAGAAGUUCACGGGAGACAACGGUGUGUGUUUGGACCUGAGCUUUAAUAGAGAGCUGGUCCACAGAGCCGACGUCAAGGAUCCGCCGCCGGGCUCUCCGGGGCCAGACGGCCCCCAUCAGCAGCAGCAUCAACAGAUCCACUCAGGCCCAGACAGCGACGCGGCUCCCGCCCACAGACCCUACCCCAUCCCGCUGAGUCGCACCGACGUCAACCCUGUAGGCCUCACCAACGGCCACAAGAUGGGGCUGUCCUUCCUGGGCCUCCCUCACUCUGUGCAGCCGCAGCUGAGCAUGGACUCCUUCCCUGCUGACAGCCUGCAGAUGUCGCAGCCCGUCAUGUACAGCUUAGGUCACCUGCUGGGCGGGCUGAGCCACCAGAACGGCGGCCCCCACCCUCACGCUCAGCCUGUCCCGCUCCCCCUGCUGGAGGCUCUGCGAGCAGCGCGGGCCGACGAGGAGGCCGGAGCCCCGCCUGGGGCGGUUUACCCCUGCGGCCACUGCAGGGUGAUUUUCCUGGACUAUGUCAUGUUCACCAUCCACAUGGGCUGCCACGGCUUCCGUGACCCGCUGGAGUGCAACGUGUGCGGCCACCGCAGCCGCGACCGCUACGAGUUCUCCUCACACAUAGCCCGAGGAGAGCACCGCCUGGAGCUAAAGUAGCUUCCAUUCAUGUCCACACACACACACACACACACACACACACAAACAAAGUGUCUUUCUAUUCAUCUCAGUUAGGUCCAGGUUUUGGUUUCCAUGAAGACUACCGGUCCUGUUUAUGCCAGAACAGGUCCUAAAGAGGUACCAAAUACAAGAACACACACACUCAGGUUUCAGGGUUAACAUUAGUGAAUGUACUAUGAGGUGUCCUCACUAAGACAGAAGAACAAGUGUGUGUGUGUGUGUGUGUACAUGUAAUCAUAUCUUUGUGAGGUCCAGAAAACAUCAAAUCCUGUCAUUAUGCAGAUAUUCUGGCUGCAGGGGGAGGAGUCUAUGAUGUGUCCUCACUAACAUAUAAAAACAAGUGUGUGUGUUUCUAUGGUUGUAUUCAUGUUAGAAUUAGGAUGAGGCGUGUGUGUGUGUGUGUGUGUGUGUGUGUGUGUGUGUGUGUGUGUGUGUGUGUGUGUGUGUGUGUGUGUGUGUGUGUGUGUGUGUGUGUGUGUGUGUGUGUGUGUGCGUGCGUGCGUGCGUGCGUG